AUGCGGAGAGCAGAUAAAAAUCAGGUAAUACCAGUAUUGAUUCCAACAUUAAAGAAGUUUAUUAACGAAAAAAAAGCUGAACGUAAAAGAAAUCAAAACUUUGGAAAAGUUCAUGCAACAGCAAAAAGUAAGAUCCUGGCAUCUUUAGUUACCGCAUGUGUUGCUAAUCCACGCCUCUUUGGAGAAGAUGGAGCUUUGAAAAAAGCCGCUGAAAGGCUCCACGAACAAAACCAGAAAAUCGCCGCUGACACUUCCAAGGCCUUGCAAAACGCUCGCGAGAAUAUCAAAAACACCAACGAAAGAAUCGCCAGCCAAACAGCCGAAGCGUUAGAGAAAGCUAAAGAGGAUUUAAAAAACACCGGAGACACCAUUUCCCGUAAGACAAAUGAAGCUGUAGCCAACGCGAGAGAGAGUCUUCAGAAUGCUGGUGAGAAUAUUCAUAACGCCGGUGAGAAGCUUGCUGACGACACUUCCAAUGCACUUCAAAAAGCUAAGCAAGAUAUUCAUGAAACUGGAGAAAGGAUUAAGGAUAAAGGUAUUAUUAAAGAUUAA
Messenger RNA from Diabrotica balteata, 552 nucleotides. NCBI's taxonomy places the organism in Eukaryota, Metazoa, Arthropoda, Insecta, Coleoptera, Chrysomelidae. The record is from the annotation of a GenBank genome assembly.